Messenger RNA from Tripterygium wilfordii, 1631 nucleotides. Its product is annotated as GATA transcription factor 8-like. The coding region runs from base 200 to 1183 and encodes 327 amino acids. Gene Ontology annotation, molecular function: sequence-specific DNA binding; zinc ion binding. Lineage: Eukaryota; Viridiplantae; Streptophyta; Magnoliopsida; Celastrales; Celastraceae. Gene Ontology annotation, biological process: positive regulation of DNA-templated transcription. The record is from RefSeq and is a predicted model, not a curated record. The transcript is spliced from 3 exons. Gene Ontology annotation, cellular component: nucleus.
AGCCUCACCUACCAUUAACCCCCCCCUCACUUCCUCCUUCCUUUUUAAGUCUUCACUUCUCUCUUCUCUCCACUUUCAAAACUCCUCUCUCUCUCCCCUUCUCCCUUCUCCAUCUGCUCCUCACUCUCUGUUCGCGGUACCUCCUGUGUCACUUAUAAGGGAAAUCAACAGUUGGGAAAAAAAAGGAAGAAAAGAAAACAUGAUUGGACCGAGCUUCGUCGACGAGAUAGACUGCGGCAGUUUCUUUGACCACAUCGACGACCUCCUAGACUUCCCUACCGAGAACGGUGAGUGCGGGCUGCCUCCCGUGGACUCUAAUUCAUUCUCAAGCAUCUGGUCCACUCAGUCCGAGUCGCUUCCCUGUUCUGACUCGGUGUUCUCUAACAACAGCAGCUCCGACCUCUCCGCAGAACUCUCUGUUCCGUAUGAGGACAUUGUGCAACUGGAAUGGCUUUCAAACUUUGUCGAGGAUUCCUUCUCUGGAGGAAGCCUCGCCAUGAACACAGAGGAGUCUUCUUUUGUGAAUAAGGACUCAUCCCAUCAGCAAUGCCAGACCUCUAGUCCAGUUUCUGUCCUUGAAAGCAGCAGCUCCUGCUCAGAAGAAAAGACAUCGCCACGCAACCCAGAAACUGUUGUCACCGGCAAAUGUGGACGUGCUCGUAGCAAGCGUCCUCGCCCUGCAACCUUCAAUCCCCGCCCAGCAAUUCAACUCCUAUCUCCUACUUCCUCAACUGAGCCUAAGGCUCAAUCCGAUACCGAGAAUUUUGCUGAGUCUAGACUCCUGAUCAAGAUACCAAAGCAUGCUCUAUCCGGCGAACAUAAGAAGAAAAAGAAAAUGAAAUUGUCCCUCCCUGCUGCUCCUACUGAGGAGAACCAGAACUUACCAUCGCAAGCAGUUAGGAAGUGCACGCAUUGUGAGAUAACCAAGACUCCACAAUGGAGGGCAGGGCCGUUGGGUCCAAAGACCCUUUGCAAUGCUUGUGGUGUUCGGCAUAAGUCGGGAAGGCUCUUCCCUGAAUACCGUCCAGCGGCGAGCCCAACAUUUGUUCCAUCCUUACAUUCCAAUUCUCAUAAGAAGGUUCUUGAGAUGAGAAGCAAGGGUGACAGUGAUGUUGCUGGGACUGAAUCAAAGAUGGAAAACGUGCCAGAGUUGAUUCCCAAUAAUGCAUUGGAUUAUAUGUGAGGGGAGAUGCAGAGAACAAAGAAUUCCAAUUUGAAUAGGAAUCAAUCUCGUAGCUGACUCCCCAUCCUCUCUCUCGUGCGUUUAUGUUAUUACUUAAGGUUAUUUCAUUUCUUUGUUCAUUGGGUUCUGUACAGGGAAAGGGAAGAAAUGUGGGAGAUAGUAGCUAUAGAUGACCAUAUGUUUAGCAAGUAGGAAAAGGGUUUUGAUGAGAGAACUGAAAGAGGGGUAGAGAGAAAUGGAAGGUUAAGGUUAGUGCAGUUUUAGGUUUAGUAAUGAGUAGGUCUUGAAGUCUUACUAGGUGUUGGGAGUCUGUUGCAUUCUUUUUUGCUUUCUUUUCUUCUUUGUUUUCCUUUUUUCCCUCUCUAUGGGAAUUCUUUUUGCAGUCUCAUUUGUCAGUAGAAAUCCUGAAAGGAGUAAUGAAAUUGGGAUUUAUGAUUCAUUAACAUUC